Messenger RNA from Monopterus albus (swamp eel), 3872 nucleotides. It is a transcript of the gene cunh14orf180, whose product is annotated as chromosome unknown C14orf180 homolog. Gene Ontology annotation, molecular function: connexin binding. Bases 1191 to 2255 code for a protein of 354 amino acids. Gene Ontology annotation, cellular component: transport vesicle; plasma membrane; trans-Golgi network. The transcript has 19 exons. The record is from RefSeq and is a predicted model, not a curated record. Gene Ontology annotation, biological process: positive regulation of Golgi to plasma membrane protein transport. NCBI's taxonomy places the organism in Eukaryota, Metazoa, Chordata, Actinopteri, Synbranchiformes, Synbranchidae.
GCAUUUCAACACACCAACAUAAUUCCUCUCACCACCACUGUAUCGCGUUAGCUUCAGAAACAAGGUCUAGGCAGUCCAGGUACUGGAAGGAGUCAUCUGGGCUGCGUCCUUGUCAUCUCUCUGUGAAUGGUAUGCUGGCCAGGAAGAACGAUGCCAGCAUGGCCCCAUGGCACUGCAACAGGAAAGGUGCCCUUUAGGCCCCUGGUGGAACCACUGAAACGGACCCUCAAGGAGGUGAAGCUAUAUGAGAAUUUAAAGUGAGGACGAAGUGGCAUCCAGCAUUAUUUUGUCUGAGACAAACCGAUCUUGCUGCAGAAUUUGAAGACGUAUCAUCUUGUGGGAACGGAAGAACAGCCACCCUCCAUGUUUAAAAGAAGACUUGUCUGCCCUCUUCAGGCCUGGAAAAUAAUUUGGACAUUUAAAAGGCCCAGCGUAUGAAGGCCUGUAUUGAGGAGAUGGAUCCCCCUUGUUUUCAAUUAGGACUGAACCCUGAGAGCCUGCCAGUGGAUGAAGGGGAGAACAUGGCCUCCAUCAGCAUAAUGAAGUACCACGGCUGCUCUAGAUGCUGAUAACCCCGAAAUGAGAAGUGUUCACAGUUUCCUGUGUCUGACCUGCCCCUGCAGCUACCGUACCAUGCCUGUGUGCCAGUGGAGGGUGGAGAGGAGUGCUGUUCUCAAAAUGCAGAUUGGCCUCACAUUAAUACUGAUUAGAUUGUAUGAAGGGAAGUGAGCAAACAUCCAGGGGAGGCACUCCUGGGUUGGAGAGAAAGCCAGCGUGAUAUAUACACACUAGCGGGGCUACUGUAUGUGAGCAGAGCAGGGAUUGGUCCAGAGUGCUGCCAGUCAAGCAGCAACUACUCUCCAACUUCCUUUGUCCUCCUUUCCUGAUGCAGCCUGGAAGGAGGGAGGGGAAUGGAUCUUUUCCUCGUGAGUCGCCAGAGCUCCUUCAGCCUGUUUCUUACCACCUGUCCUUGUCUUACUGUGCAUAGACGAGACUGAGGCUGCUGCUCACUCCUCCUCUUUCGGUUUGUGUUUGUAUGAGCAGCUGCAUUUUUUUUUUUACAUUUUUCACUCUGUGUGGCUGUUUCUUUCUACCUUUGGUGCUUCAGUGGAGUGGUGAAGAGAGGAGUGUUUGUCGUCAGCCGGUGGAGUUCUGAUGGGAGGCAGUGCUAGCUCUGGUUGGGACUGGGGAUGCUGAACGGGGGGAGGGAGGGCCUAUUUGAGCUGGGACAGCAGCUCCAGCAGCAGGGGGAGUAUCGGGCCGCCCUCCACUGCUUCCUCAGCUGCCUGUUGGGACUGACCCAUGUGCAGAGCUUCACCUCACUGCCCAACUGCCUACACCAGAUUGGAGAACUCUUCAUCACUGAAAAGAAUUAUGGCAAGGCCCUCCAGUUCAUCCAGGCUGAAAAGAUGUUUUACGAGGUGGCACUGAUCGAACUCACGGCUCUUCAGGGGAGCACAGCAGGGCCUCAGGAGGAGGCUACACUGGGAUCUGCGGGAUGGACAACCCCAGAGGAGCUUUCAGAGCAAGCGUGCAAGGCUCAGCACCUGGAACGGCUGGCUCAGCUCUGCAUCAUGAGCAAACAGCCGCACCUUGCUCUAGAAUACAGUGGUAAGGCUACAAAGAUCCACCAGAGGGCCUUUGGUAAUGACCACCCAAUUACAGCCAGAAGCCUGGAGCUUAUGGCCACUGUCUAUGCUGAGAUUGGCAAGACUGAAUAUUCAGACUCUCUGGGUCAGUGCGUCUCUGCACUGUCCAAACACAUCGCCGCUGCGGAGUCUAUCAGAGAUACUGUUAACUGUCUUCACCAUUCCCACUGGGAGAAACACUCAGAUGUCCGCCACAGAAAGGACACCUACCACCAACUGGAGUUCGCACCAAAGCCUAAGGUAACCAAUGGCAAAGUUCCCACCUCGAUUCUGAAGAGGCCAAGCCCCAACUACGGCUCAGACACAGACCCCAACCACAGAAGGAAAAGUGAGCGGAGGGUUCGAUUCAGGGAUCCAGAGACCACAGUUCAUGACAUUCCUUACUGUGACUGUUUAGGUGCCUAUGAGACGACACCAUCCCGCCCCAACCUCGCUCUGUUCACUUGCCUCUUCCUGCUUAUGUCAUUCCUGGGCGUGGCAAUGUACUGCAUAGACCGCAGACGCCCACAGCGAGUGUGUGAAGAGCUGGAGGCCGCUUUGGCUGUCUACCUGCUGCAUAUGAAACAGCUGCUGUGGGGCUGCUGGAUAUGGCUGACUAUGCAAUGACUGACACCGACUCAGUGCAGACAUGGAUCCUCCUUUAUGGUUUUUUUUUUUUUCAGGCCCCUCUAUGUCCAAUCUUUGAAGGUGUGCAGGCCUACAAACACCUCAGCCAUUUGACAAGGCUCUGUACAGUGUCUGUGGUACUGAACCACUCUGACACCAAAAAAGGGAAAAUGUGUAAUCCCAGAGAUAUGUAGCUUACAUGUCUUUAUGUAUAUAUGUACUGCAGUGACAGGCAUGUCACUCAUUAUUUUAGCUACAAGGACAUUUUGCAUCUGCAGUGUUGAUGUCACAAAUAACACUCACAUAAUCACCACAAAUAUGAUUUGUCAGUUCAUGUCACAGUCUGGUGUGUGAGUGAAUAUGUCCAUGGAAUGCAAAUAUUUAUUUUGCUACAGUACAUGGUUUUAAAUAACAGAUAUUACACACUGAAUUUGUAUAUAUGGUUCCAUAUACUAAGGACUAUCACAAUAUUCAGCUUUGUAUUUGCACAUAAAUGAAUGUUAAGCAGUUUGGAAACAGCUUAGAUUGGCACCGCACACAUUCAAGAGGAGGAGGAUGGAAGCACAAAUGUGUAAACUUUGUGAUUAUGAUUCAUGAGGAAGAAAACAGGUCAAAUGACUAACAGAUGAAAAACACCUCAUCCUUUACAGACUGGUCAGACAGUGGCUGACUAUCAGUUAACUUUUAGUUCCACUGAUGAGAGCAUCUGCAGCACAAUAUUAUCUAUCAUCAGAGAGUCUAUACUCAAACUGAAUGAAUGCUAAUGCUUUUGACAGUGUCACUCUUUAUACAUUAUCUGCUUGACUCCCACAAAAUAGCCUGUAUCCUAAAUAUUUAUUCUUCUAUAUUGUAUAUCUGCAUCUACAUAAAUAUCCAACUUUCAGUCAUUUAAAAAAAAAAUGUUUUUAACUUUUUGUGUCAAAUUUCUAUUUUAAAAGGGUAACAUUCAGGUUUUAAUUGUGAUGUCAGAUGCUCAUCAGGCUUUGGACAAGUGUAUCGAUAGAUGUGAGCUCAACACAUAUUUGCAACACAUUAAAAGAUAAUAGUAAUAUAAGGAUAAACUCCUUCCAUGAAAUUCAUUACUGUUUUUGAGGCCAAACACAGAAAUAUAACAGAUUCAGAUACUGUAUAGCCAUGUACAGUACAGUAUACAUCCCUUUAUCAGACGAAGAAAACAUUUUAACAGCCAAACCACCACAAAAGUGGAUUAUAGGAAUCAAAGGGCACAGUGAUGCACAUCCCACAAACCUCUCAUCAUGAGCAAUAACACACAUCACAUACAGCAGCUUCUGCAAAACGUUCUUCUUUAUAUAACACAUUUCUGGGAACUCAAAGGAAUUUGGAGCUCUCACAUUUGAAUGUCAAAGCAAUAUAAGGCUUGUAAAGCCUGUACAGAAGAAAGAAUUACUCUGGACUCUGUGCUGUCAAAUGAAAUUUUCAUUAGCAAUAAAACAAUACCAAGUGAACUCAUGUCCUGUAUAUGCACUCUUAGUUUAAAGAGCCCAUGGCAUGCUUUUCCCUGUUUUCUGAAUUAUCUACAAUAUUACAACAGUGAAUUCUCAUCUUAGACGUGAUCUAAAGCUCAAAAAAUGAGGUGAACCUAUGUUCUAGUAUUUC